Molecule: messenger RNA, 924 nt
Organism: Trichechus manatus latirostris (Florida manatee)
Lineage: Eukaryota; Metazoa; Chordata; Mammalia; Sirenia; Trichechidae
Gene: MPV17L2
Product: MPV17 mitochondrial inner membrane protein like 2
Exons: 5
Coding region: 1-594 (197 amino acids)
Biological process (GO): mitochondrial ribosome assembly; cellular response to reactive oxygen species
Cellular component (GO): cytoplasm; mitochondrion; membrane
Source: RefSeq, a predicted model, not a curated record
AUGGCGCCGGGCGGCUGGCGAUGGGUUCGCGGCCUGCGGGCUGCUGGGAAGCCGCUGUUUCAGGGCCGAGUGCUACUCGUCACCAACACACUGGGCUGCGGCGCGCUCAUGGCGGCCGGGGACGGCGCGCGCCAGUCCUGGGAAGUCCGCGCCAGGCCGGGCCAGAGGUUCGACCUGCGGCGCUCCGCGAGCAUGUUUGCCAUGGGCUGCAGCAUGGGCCCCUUCCUGCAUUACUGGUAUCUCUGGCUGGACCGCCUCCUCCCUGCCUCUGGCCUCCGCAGCCUCCCAACCAUCCUCAAGAAGGUUCUGGUGGACCAGCUGGUGGCCUCGCCCGUGAUAGGUGUCUGGUACUUCUUGGGCCUUGGCUGGCUGGAGGGCCAGACCCUGGAUGAGAGCUGCCAGGAGCUUCGGGACAAGUUCUGGGAAUUCUAUAAGGCUGACUGGUGCGUUUGGCCCCCUGCGCAGCUGGUGAACUUCCUCUUCGUGCCCUCCCAGUUCCGGGUCACCUACAUCAAUGGUGUGACACUCGGCUGGGACACUUACCUCUCCUACCUGAAGUACCAGGUGCCUGCUGCGGCUGUGGAGCGGGGCUGACCCCAGACGGAGGACAGGUGGACGACGCUCGGUGAGACAGCAGGGAGGGAUGAACCAGGCGUGGUGUGAUGACAGACCCUCUUGUGUGGGCAGAUCCCAGGCCGCUUGGCCCUGAGCACCUGCACACACUGAGCUGCCGGCAGGACUGAGCAUCAGAGGAGGUCAACACUGACCCUCAGUGAAUAUCGACCUGGUUGGAAGGGGACUGGCCCCCGGAGGGCCAGCCCCACCCUCACGCCUGGGCUGUCUCUUCAAAGCCCACUGCCUGACCUCAGUUUCCCUAUCUGGAACAUAACCACAAAGAUGGACAGUUAUGCCCCAGCCCUUCUC